UUUCUAUGGAGGACCAGGAGUGCAAAAAUUAAAUCAAUAAAUACGCAAUUAAAUGAAUAAUCAAAAGUGUCAUUAGAAUGCUUCUAUUUCAAUAUUUAUUUAUCAACAUUUAUUGGUCACAUUUGUCGUAACUAUUUUUUCUUGUAUAAAACCUGCAUUGGAUCAAUAAAGUUUGAGAAAAUUGUAGAGCGUUUCCGUUUCCUGUGCCUUUCAAAUCAAGAGGCACCACCAAAGACGACGAAAGUGAAACUGAACCAUACCUGCAAGUCACGUGAUUUAGAAGAAAAUCGACAGUGUUUGCGUUGACACGUCAUAGAAAGACGAACCUCCGACUCCUCCCUCUUUACGUAAAGUAAAUGUCAGAGCGAAACUAAAACAUGAUUCCAGUGCAUCCGUCCACAUCUCUAAUUUUCACCACCUUCGAUCAAGCAGUGGCUAGUGUCAGGAAGCUCGAAUGUCAACCUGAAGGACCAUGCAGUCACAAAGUAGACCCAGCAGCUGAUGGGGCCCGAGGUUCUGCUGGUGGCAGACGGGCAAGGAAAUGGUGCAACAUGUGCUCUUCCAGUGCAGGUUUCCCCAUGAUAGGAUGGUUAGAGACAAAAGAGGACAAAUCAAGAAGAAGAAUGCCAAACAACAAAAGCAAAAUGGAGCUCCCAACGAGCUUGUGCCACCUCAACAAGUUUUGAAUCCAGAACAAAAGACCCAAGAUGGAGCAGAGGGCUUUCUAGAAGUGCUGGAUUGGAGACGCCUAGAAAAUCUACGCCUCUCGGAUGAAAAAUUGGAUAGUUGGCUUCAGACUGAAGCAGAUCCAGCCAACUGGCGGACUCACGUGCGUCCAUUCACCAGCCCGGAAGAGUACAAGCUGGUGAAGCUAACUCACCAGCAGCUUCAGCACAGCUCUUACUACUGGGGCUCCAUGAGCAUGCAGGAAGCGCACAAAAUUCUCAGGCUGACUUCAGCCGGCACCUUCCUCAUCAGAGACAGCGGCCAAACCGACGUGUUCUUCACCCUCAGCUACCACAGCGAUGACGGGCCGACGAGCAUCCGAGUGGUCCUCCGAAAGCUGCUCUUCAAUCUCCUAGGCAGCCAAAAGACUUUCCCAUCCCUUUUUGAUCUGCUGGCUUAUUAUAGCCGCCCUUCGUGCAAACUGACCACGCCGUAUAGGCGGCAGCGGCCUGAGCGUCUCAAGCAAAUCUGCAGAAGGGCACUUGUAUGCACAUACGGCGCAGAGAAUGUAAGAACCUUAGAUGGACUUAGUCGGGAGGUGAAAGACUAUGUUCAAGCCUACCCUUAUUCUAUAUAGCGGAAAUACAUAUAAUAAUAUUCACAGAAAGUGAGGGAGUCAUCGCUGUGUUUUAUAGAUUUACAGUUUAAUACCUCACGUGAUCCAAAGAUGAGGCUACAAUACAGCAAAGCCCCUUUCAGACAUGUCCUGACAUGUUCAACUGACGGUUCACUUUACGCCGACAUGACACUUUAAUUCACCGCCUGGCAGCUUAGUCAAGAUGUGGCAAAAAUGGAAAGACAUCGAGGGCUGACAGUUGCUCCAUCUUAGGGCUGAGGAAUAGACUUCAACUUGGGAAUCGUACGGCAAAAGACUUGGCAACACACAAAAAUUCACAAAUGUGUAGUCAAACAAUAAGGUGUGUUUAUAGAAUGUGUUUUCUUAGUUUUAAUUUAAACAAACCCUGUUAUUGAGAAUGUGUUAUUCUUCAGUCCGGUUUCUGAGUCCACUCCUGGCUCACUCUGUCUUGUCUGAAAGCAGCCAGUCUGGAAUGAUACGGCACAUGGCCUUGAAAUGACACGUCUAAUGUAGAUUAUGAGUCACAUAAGGGGCGGAACUUAGGUUAGGUUCAUACCGCAGGUCUUAGUGCACAAUUCCGAUUUUUUUUAUCAUAUCUGUUUUUUAGGUGUGCCCGUUCAGACUUCUUUUGUCCAGCACAGAGAGAGAACCAAGCAUUAUCAGGCUUAUCCUUACACCAACCAUUUUUUUAAUGACUGCUGUCAAGCCCGCAUCUUCCUUAAAAGCCUUAAAGCUAGACGCUAACGCUAAUGCACUGCUCCAUCGCUACCAUAGCGCCCGUCUCUCUCGCUCUUUGCUAAGGUAAUUGCUGCAUGAAUUCCAAUUUGGGGGACUUGACAGUUCAGACCACAGCCACAUCCUGGAAAAAUGUGGCCCAGAUCGGAUUUUAACCACAUACCAAAGUGACCUGGAUCAGAUUUUAAAUGGCCCACUUUAGAGAUGCCGAUCGAUCGGGUCCAAUCACGUCAUUUUCAAAGUAUCGGAAUCGGCAAAAAAAUAUCGGCCAUGCCUUUUUUAAAAAUAUAUAUAUAUUUUUUUAAUUAAAUCGUUUUCUAUAGUAUUUAACGUUACAGACAUAAUAUGUUACACUCAUCCAGAGUCUUUAGUUUAGGCUUAAGGUAGGGUUAUCAAAUUUAUCCCGAUAACGGCGGUAAUAAGCUUUUUUAAAAAAUGUAUCACGUUAAAAUAUUUAACACAAUUAAUGCAUGCGUUGCAUGACCCACUCACGCAUUGUCACGCUCAAAUUGUAAUCGCACCAUUUUACCUAUACAGAAAGAUUAAAGGCAGCGUGAAAUGAGUAGAGUGAAUUUUGGCAGCCUUUGGAUCCUUUUUAAUUGGCCAAAGCCUUACAAUCCCUCUUCCUACGAAUAGAAAUUUCAUGGGAAGCAAUAUGGGGAAGCAAGGUAGCAAUUGAUCUUUUUCUUAACACCUUAUUUUAUUUCCCAAUGCAGAGAAGAUAUAUCAAUUGGUAGCACUACGCACAGUCAUGGUUCCACUUCCCAUCAUGCAUUGGGGCAUGGUUACAGUAUCAUUUACUGAAAGCUCAACAAAUACACUAGAUGGCAAUAUUUAGUCACAAUAUACAAAGUCACAAGUCUUUCUAUCCGUGGAUCCCUCUCACAGAAAGAAUGUUAAUAAUGUAAAUGCCAUCUUGAGGAUUUAUUGUCAUAAUAAACAAAUACAGUACUUAUGUACUGUAUGUUGAAUGUAUAUAUUCGUCCGAGUUUUAUUCAUUUUUUUCUUAAUGCAUUGCCAAAAUGUAUCUGAUCGGGAAAAAUUAUCGGGAAUGAUUGGAAUUGAAUCGGGAGCAAAAAAAAAAGCAAUCGGAUCGGGAAAUAUCGGGAUCGGCAGAUACUCAAACUAAAACGAUCGGGAUCGGAUCGGGAGCAAAAAACCAUGAUCGGAACAACCCUAGUCCACUUAUAUGCGACUUUUUCCGUUCAGACCGUCAAGUUAAUGCCUCACUCGAGUCGGAAAAACACGAAAAAAAUCGGAUUCGUGCAUUAAGACCUGCGGUAUGAACCUAGCCUUAGUGGUGUGCUGGGGAGAGGUCGACCGAUAUAUCGGCCUUCCGAUGUAUGGACUUUUGUCCAACAUCAGCCAUCGGACGAUUAACAAAGAAAAUAAGCCGAUAAAAAAUGAUUUUGAUCUGGCAUCUGUGUGGGCAACUGCGGCCGCCACUGAAUGACAGUAGGACCCCGGAAUGACCCUGCAGCAGUUUGAAGGCAGGCUACUAUAGGAAACUUCAGGCUUGCCUGUUUUUUAAAUAUUGUAAGACUUUUGGGGGGGAUGAGAGAAUAUGCUUUAGCCUUUAAAUGUAACUAAAUGUAACUUGUAGCAUUCGCCUUAGCAUUAGCUUGAGCAUGGCGCGCGUCCUCUUAUUUCUCACUCUCACUUGUUUACAUCUCAUCAUGGUGUCCUGGUGGGUUAAUUAUUUGAAAAUAAUGUUCAAGGAUCCCUCAUUUUUCGCUGUUAAUGAGGACACAAAUUUUUUUGUUUGUUUUUUUGUGUGUUCAAGGUAUUUAUUCAGAUUUACCAUUGGAAAGAGAUACAUAUAAGACAUGUUUUUCACUAUAUUUUUCCCAAAGUAGAAUAAAAAAUGCUUUCAUUAUACAUAUGUCACUCAGGUGACUGGAAGUUCCGCUGUGAGACCCCCAAUUUUGCCAAAUUUAAAAAUUGUCCUAUAUGCAUGUGUGAUACGUCAUUGGAGAGCUUAAAAUCUCAAUUUUCUGGAAGAAAAUUUUGAACAGGAGGACAUUUACAUUUUUUUCUUUUAUUUUAACCCCUGAACCCUAACUCGAGGUGAGAGGAUGAGAGAGCGUAAUUAAAAACACCAUGAUUUUAAACAGACAUUAUCGCGUACUUACGUUGUUUCGAUCCAAAAACUCUGUCUAGCAUGUCUCACCGAGUGUCAAGACACAUCUGUGAAUGGCUUUUUGGGGAUUUUAUGGGUGAAACACAGUAAUAUAACAAGGGUCGCAAUGCAGAAAUCGCAGACAUCAAGGAGUGGUCGAGAUUUUCUUUUUUAAACAUUUACCCUUUUAAACGAUUUUUUUUCCCAGUUUUUCUUUGUUCGGACCGAUUAUUUAUCAUCUAAAAUAUUGUGGAAAAACAACAGUAACAAAAAAUAUAUAAUUAAGCGAUGAGGUAAGGUAUGAGGUAGAUAUCCGUGACUUAUUUACAGACACAUUUUUUUUUAUUGUGAUAUUAUUUUUCUAGGAGUUUAAAAGUCGUGUUUUUUUUGUUUUUUUUUUAACUAAAUAUUAGACAUCAAUUAAUGAUUCUAAGCUAAAAAUGACAGACAUUUCGAAUGAUAAAUAUAAUUACCGUAUUGGCCCGACUAUAAGACGGUGUUUUUUGCAUUAAAAGAAGAAGAAGAGGGGUUCGUCUGAUAUUCGCGGUCUAGACGUCAUACCCAUUCACGACGCUAGAUGGCGCCAGAUUUCAUUGAAGCGAUAUUCUUUCAUGACAGAUCUCAGCUACGCUCCCCAUUCAUGACGCUAGAUGGCGCCAGAUAUCACUGAACCGAUGUUCUGUCAUGAGAGAUCUCAGCUACUCUCAAGUUUAACCAGUUUGCAUCAUUUUAUUGCAAUUAUUUUCUUAUUCAGAUUUGUUUCAAGACUACAGUUACAGUUAGACUUCACUUUGAUGGUUAAUGCAGUUAUUGCAAUUUUAUUGUUUUAUCACAAUUGAUUGGUUUAUUUACAUUUCAAAAACCAGAAGCCAUUCAUUUACGAAUGUGAGUGCACUUUAGUUUACAUAUUUAAAUGUUCAGAUAUUCAGAUUUGAAUGAGGCAAAAUAACAUGCUUUUUCUCUCAAAUAUAUUGUUGUAUUCAUUUGUUUCGGCUGUACUGUAAUUAUUUUCUGUAUAAAAAUAAAUUUGGUGUUCAAAAAAAUCUUUUUUCAAACUUGAGUCUUGAAAAAGAGGGAGUCGUCCUAUAAUCAGGGCCGUCUUAUA
Molecule: messenger RNA, 5262 nt
Organism: Corythoichthys intestinalis (scribbled pipefish)
Lineage: Eukaryota; Metazoa; Chordata; Actinopteri; Syngnathiformes; Syngnathidae
Product: suppressor of cytokine signaling 1-like
Exons: 4
Coding region: 542-1303 (253 amino acids)
Biological process (GO): phosphatidylinositol phosphate biosynthetic process
Cellular component (GO): phosphatidylinositol 3-kinase complex
Molecular function (GO): 1-phosphatidylinositol-3-kinase regulator activity
Source: RefSeq, a predicted model, not a curated record